Microthlaspi erraticum is the source of this 1002-nucleotide messenger RNA. The record is from the annotation of a GenBank genome assembly. NCBI's taxonomy places the organism in Eukaryota, Viridiplantae, Streptophyta, Magnoliopsida, Brassicales, Brassicaceae.
AUGGCUUCUUCUUCUUCUUCUGCUGCUCAUUCUAGAAUCUCGACUCUCCAGAAUCAUCUUUCACCUCUUGAAGCAAACAACAAGCUCAGGAGUCUGGUCAAGAUAUCUCCAGAAGUAUCCGAAGCUAUAUCCAAUGGAGGAGCUGUGGUCGCUCUUGAGUCAACCAUAAUCUCCCAUGGGAUGCCUUACCCUCAAAAUCUGCAAACCGCAAAAGAGGUUGAGUCAAUUGUGAGAGAGAAUGGAGCAGUCCCUGCAACAAUAGCUAUCUUGAAUGGAGUACCUUGCAUAGGUCUGAAUGAGGAAGAGCUAGAACGUCUUGCAUCUCUGGGAAAAAGUGUGCAAAAGACUGCAGGCAGGGAUAUAGCACAUGUUGUGGCUAGAAGAGGAAAUGGUGCAACCACAGUCUCUGCAACGUUGUUUUUCGCUUCAAUGGUUGGCAUCAAAGUUUUUGUGACAGGCGGGAUAGGAGGUGUGCAUAGACAUGCCAACCAUACUAUGGACAUUUCAUCUGAUCUAACUGCACUUGGAAGGACUCCUAUAGCAGUGAUAUCAGCAGGCGUUAAAUCAAUACUUGAUAUUCCAAAGACUCUUGAGUAUUUGGAAACUCAAGAAGUUUAUGUUGCUGCUUACAAGAGUGACGAGUUUCCGGCCUUCUUCACAGAAAAAAGCGGUUGUAAGGCUCCUUCCCGUGUAGACAGUCCUGAAGACUGUGCUCGAGUAAUAGAUGCAAACAUGAAGCUAAACCGUCAGGCAGGGAUUCUAUUUUCAGUUCCGAUUCCGAAACAGCAUUCAGCCGCCGGAAAUCUUAUUGAAUCAGCAACGCAGCGUGCUCUUACAGAAGCAAGGGAACAAAGCAUUACUGGAAGCGCAGAGACUCCAUUUUUACUUGCACGGGUAAAUGAGUUAACUGCAGGCACGUCACUUGCAGCGAACAUUGCGCUUGUGAAAAACAAUGCCCUUAUAGGUUCUCAGAUUGCAGUAGCCCUUUCUCAGUUGAUGUGA